This is a messenger RNA of Caenorhabditis elegans, 1349 nucleotides long. It is a transcript of the gene nhr-260, whose product is annotated as Nuclear Hormone Receptor family. The transcript has 6 exons. Gene Ontology annotation, molecular function: RNA polymerase II cis-regulatory region sequence-specific DNA binding; DNA-binding transcription factor activity; DNA binding. Gene Ontology annotation, biological process: regulation of DNA-templated transcription; DNA-templated transcription. Lineage: Eukaryota; Metazoa; Nematoda; Chromadorea; Rhabditida; Rhabditidae. The record is from RefSeq and is marked reviewed. Gene Ontology annotation, cellular component: nucleus. The coding region runs from base 8 to 1204 and encodes 398 amino acids.
AGCCAAAAUGUCCCCAUUCGAAAUGCACCUAGACAUGGUAACAUCCGAAGAUGCGCUCCUAUUGCCUUCCACAGCGACACCUUCAUCGUCGUCUCCCUCUUCAAUACCAAAGUGCCUAACUGAAAGAUGCAAAGUUUGUGAAGAUCGAUCAAACAACAGUAGAUAUGGCGCGCCGGCGUGUCUUGGGUGUACUGUAUUUUUUCGGAGAGCUGUUGUAAAUAAGAUGCAGUAUAGGUGCUUGAGAGAACAAAAGUGUCUUAUUUCAUUCACAUACCGGUGUGCCUGCCGAUAUUGUAGAUUUCAAAAGUGUCUUAAUGUUGGCAUGCGCCCAAACUCAAUUCAAAGGAGGGAUUUAGUGGGUCCUCGUAAGCUGUCUGGAGAUUCCCUACCUGACGUUAUAGUACUCGAAGAUCAAUACGAAACGUUUCUUGAAGAAUUCGCAAGCUUCCAAAAGAAACAGUUCUCCGAGCAUCUUCCAUACUUUUCGGAGCAUCAAGUAGAUGUAGCAUUCCAUAAGGACCAAUCGAACAUCGUGAAAUUUCGCCGUCGUGCUCGCGCUCAUGACGUGAAUAUUAUGCUGAAACUUUGCCUGAAACAAGCAUCCGAGUGGGGAAGUCGUCUCAAGCCUUUUAAAAAAUUGCCGGUAGAUUCAAAAAAGAGUAUGAUGGCUGAAUAUUGUCUCGCGUUCAAUUUGAUAGAUCAGGGAUACAAAACUUCGAAGGAAGCUGAUCUGGGGAUUUGGUUGCUUCAAAAUGGUAGUUUUAUGCAUCCCGACUACUUUUUUGGAUUGAACGUGACAAAUGUUAACAUGGAGAGUAUGAAGCUCAAAACACAACUUCAUCACAAUUUUGUUACCGAAAUGAUAAACUGCCUGGGUACCCCAUUCCGCAGGCUUCAAAUUGACGAUGUCGAGUGUGCCGCGUUGAAAAUCAUUCUUCUACUGACCCCUUCAUGCACCAAGCGAGCUAUCUAUGCUGGUCAAGAAGGUGUGCUUGCGGGGCUUUACACAAAAUGUACCGAAGAGCUCAUGGAUCAUUGCAUGAGCAAGUUUCCCGAGAGCGGAGCCGAACGAUUUGGGGAAAUUCUGCUGUUGUUAGGCGGGAUUCGUUGUGGAAUUAAAGCCAUGUAUAAUCAAACACGUGUCUCGGAUCUCUUCAAUUUCAUGAAACUAGAUCCUACUGUAAGGGAUAUUUUGUUGUCUUGAAGAUUUGUGCAAUAUAUUUAUGCUUGACGGGUUACAUUUUUUGUUAACGUACCAAUAAAAAAAUAAUGUAUUUUAUAUGUCAAAAUCUGUAUUUGAAACCUACUGACAACAUGAUUUUUAAUAGAUUAAAGAUGGAUUAAAGAUA